This is a messenger RNA of Suillus subalutaceus, 3283 nucleotides long. RefSeq lists its product as uncharacterized. The coding region runs from base 1 to 3099 and encodes 1032 amino acids. Gene Ontology annotation, biological process: regulation of chromosome condensation. The transcript has 11 exons. NCBI's taxonomy places the organism in Eukaryota, Fungi, Basidiomycota, Agaricomycetes, Boletales, Suillaceae. The record is from RefSeq and is a predicted model, not a curated record.
AUGCACCCGGCCGGAUUCCGACAAGAGCUCGCUGUCUACCACGAUCCACAACUAUAUUCUACGACGACCACAGCGACCAUGAAAAGGACAUACGGACGCAAGAACUCACGCCGUGCGUGGCAAGAUUCACCAGAUGCAGAGGUUGUGCUCUCGCCACCGCGGAAACGACCCAGAAUUGAGGUUGAGAUCGUGCAGCCGCCGCCCAGUUCGCAUUUAUCACCACCUAAAGUAACCAGUCCUAUCCGAAGAAGUACGACGAUGCCUGAUGUGGUCUCAACUUCGAGCACUCCGUCGAACAUUCGUCGCUCGGAGUGGGUGAAGCGUAUGCUAUCACGCUCACGCACGGAGUCGUCCAUUGAUCAUAAUGCCGGUCAUAAUUUCCGCUCAUUAACCCCAUCGUCUAAUACACUUCCUGUUCAUUCUUCUCCACCGAAGAUAGCUUCCUCGCGUUCACCUUCCCCAACACAGAGUAAACCCCUACUCACAAAGCACACACGGACGUAUGCUGGCGCAUCACGUUCGUACCGUAUUGAGCUUCCGGCAGCUGAUCUCGCAGAACCAGAUGACACGCGUGAAUCUUAUGAUGACUUGCGGUCUCGGUGGGGUGUCGACAACUCCGAGGACGAUCCACGUCCUUUCGACAAUGAUACUCGGACACCGAAGAAGACCUCUAGCGUGGGUUCGCGGGUGCUAGCGAAUGGGAUGAUGAAUGAUCUCAAGAGUAUCACAGAGUUGCGGAGCAAGGGCGAGAGCAGACGAUUUCUUGACGAGGUAGGGUAUCUAUUCGAAGGCAUAGAGAGUGGUUGUGCUAUUGCACUCCGCAGAGCCAGUGUCUUGGAAAUUGUAACUAAACUAUGCGACCCCGAAUUCAACCGCCGUGCGAAAACAUCUGAUUUUUAUGCUCGCACUUGGGAUGUGUUCCUCAAAGCCCGCGGAGACGGUCCAGAUAAAAUUCUUGAUGCCACCCUCUCCUUCUUUGCGUUCCUCUCCACCCGCGACCCCCAAACUCUUUCCGAACUUGCUCAUAAACCCGAGCUUGUCCCCACCCUCCUUGAUAUCCUGCGCUCCCUCACUCCCACCUCCGACAUGAAGGGUGAUGGGCUCAAUCAGGGUCUAAAGAAAGACAUCCUUGCACUCGCCCUGUCAGGGUUAGAUGCCAUAGGGCUGAGAGCAUCAGGCAUAAUUAGGACAGACGUGGCGCCGCUCCAAGCCCUUGCAGACGUGAUUGUGAAAUCAGGAGUAAUGAAGGAUGCACGCGGGCUCUCCACCCGUACCCUGCUCAGCACUGCACUCUCGUCCUUACCGGCUUCCCUCCUUCCGCCUGCAUUUCAGAUCCUCCCAUCGAUCCUCAACUCCCUCCGUGCAGAGCUUCUGCUCAUACCUCCGCGCGUUAGUGCUUGGGAGAGGGGUCUGGAGCUAUUCCCUGGCUAUAAAGGCUCGGAUAUAGGUCUGGGGAAAAAUGGGAAUGCAACAAGAUAUGGGAAAGGAAAAGAAACACAUAAACCCUCGGACCCGCCGAUAGACAUCGCUACUCCCUCCCUCGCUCAUAUUCACGCCUGUCUCUGCCUCAUAGACGCCUACCUCUUGGAAGAGUGGAUGGGGCACGUUCCAUCGCGUUCUGGUGUUGCAAGUGAUGGUUCACAUGGGACUAAAGAAGAAUCAGAAAUCCACCGUGCGUUGGUGGACCCGGUACUUACAGACGAACUCGUGGAGUUGUGCGUGGCUACUGAGAUUCUUGUGCGAGAUUCUGUACGGGAUUUGGAUGCAACGAACAAGGAAGAGGAUGCGGAGGAAGGUCAGGGUGAGCUUGCACGCAAAACCCUAUUCUCGACCCUCCGUAUCCUUACGCUUCUCCCAUCCUCCACAUCCUCUCAGCCCAGUCCUUCAUCUUCAUACUCUCGCUCGUCCCCGACAUAUUCUGAUACCCUUCAUGGUUCCUGGACGCCAAGCGACACAGCCCUAUCCCUGAUUACCCGCGUGGUAUUACGUGCACAAGCUGGAUGGCUUGGGAAUCUCGGCAGUGAUGGGGUUAAAGGAGAACGGGACGACGAAGCGACGCAGGGGAAUGAACAACAUGCGACGAAACCGGAGGAGCUAGAGAAUAUAGGUGCUUCUUCCCCGUCUUUGCCCGGCUCCCGACGUGAAUCUACACGUUCCCCUCGAAAACGGACAUCGUUUCCUGUUCCUUCACCUUCACCGUCCAAACUUGCGCAUAAACCUUCGAGCAAAACCAAUGCGCCAAGUAAACUUGGCAGACAGGGUACGUCGCAUGGAAACGGCGCGCUGAGCAAAGGUACCAGCACACCGAGCGAAGGAAAUGACACAGGUAAAGGGAAAAGCAAGGCCAUAUCAGUCCCGCCAUAUACCCUCACACGUGUUGAGUCUUUCGACUUGCUUUGCCUGGCGCUUGGAUUGCUUCUGAACUGGGCGUCUGGGGGCAUCGAAGGUAGAGGGUUCUCAAUCGCGCCUGCUCUGCCACUCGUAGCUGCUCGCACAUUUGUUCAUGCCCUCAGUCUUCACAGUUCUGUACCUGUAUCGACUGAUUCUUCAUCGCGGAAACCCAAAAUCGUGUCUGGCCAUGAACGUAAACCGACCUUGGGUACCGGCCAAAAGCCGCCAUCUGCACGUCAGAAGCAAAAAUCACCCUCUGCCAGCCCUAGCUCCUCCUCCAUCUCUCCUAGACGUAAAACUGCUUCUUCCCACACAUUGAACACACCCAGCAUGCCUCAAUCUCCCGAACUCACUUUCCUGGCAGGGUACACCGCUGUCCUUCUCGGCCUCCUCUGCACACCCACAGCUCCACAUGAGAUCCUAGUUCUACGUACCAACCGAUCACUGAUAUUUAGUGACGUCCUCAUCGAGACGCUCAUCAGAGACGUGCGAGACUUUCUGGCGCUGUAUGGCGAUCUCGAGGGAGAACUCAGUGACGAGGACGAUAUUGUAGAUGUGGAUACGAGUCCAGAUGCGGAUCGAGGGCGUAGCAUGGGACGAGGGCAAGGUGGGGGAAGGGGGAGGGGUAAAGCGCUGGAGAAGAGGAGCGAAGAUGUAGCGCGUGGGGUACUAAGAACGCUAGAGGCGCUACGAGACGAUGGACUAUGAAUACUAUCUUACUUCCAACUGCGGUGGGUUUGAAUAUCCUUUCUGUCGAUAGUUGGUAAUAUUGUCGCAUCAUAAGUAUCACGAUUCGAAGGAACGAUUGUAUUCAUUCUGUUAUGGUCUAACUACUUAAGGGAGACUAUUUCAGGAGAGCCGACAGGAAACUUGCAAUAAUUAUAUACUUAUU